Messenger RNA from Pisolithus orientalis, 1287 nucleotides. RefSeq names its product aldolase. Gene Ontology annotation, cellular component: intracellular anatomical structure. The record is from RefSeq and is a predicted model, not a curated record. The transcript has 7 exons. Gene Ontology annotation, biological process: carbohydrate metabolic process; pentose-phosphate shunt, non-oxidative branch. The coding region runs from base 1 to 1287 and encodes 428 amino acids. NCBI's taxonomy places the organism in Eukaryota, Fungi, Basidiomycota, Agaricomycetes, Boletales, Pisolithaceae. Gene Ontology annotation, molecular function: transaldolase activity.
AUGUCUGAUACCAGCUUGCUCACGCAACUCAUCUCGGUCCGCCAUGACUUGACUCUGGAUGUGGACUCGAUGAACGAUCAAGCAGUGGCCGAACUGAAGGCGAAGGGGUAUACCUUCCAUGAUAUGACCUCCAACCAAGCCAUCGUGUUUGGCCAACUCACGGAUGAGCGACAAUGGGCCGGCCUUUCUGCCGAAAUCAAGCAGUUCAUAGGUCGCCAUAGUUUAAACCUGCGUGAAGACGGUGACGUUUUAAGAGUCAUUAACCUUGCGACGGUCUUGCUGGCCCGGAAGGUGUAUUCAUAUCUUGCACCUACUGGACGUCUCCACGCGCAGAUAAGCCCCUCCUUUUCGUUUGAUACAGAGAAAAUCGUGGAACACGCGAAACAAUUAGUACGAUUGUUCAAGGACUACGAUAUACCGAAGGAACGAGUUUGCAUCAAGAUCCCGAGCACACCAGCGGGACUCUUAGCUUGUAGACAGCUUGAAGGCGAGGGUAUACGAACUUUGGCGACUUGCUUGUUUUCCGUCCCUCAAGCUGUGGCUGCACAUCAAGCAGGGUGUCUCUACGUAGCGCCCUAUUUCAAUGAGCUCCGAGCACAUUUUGAGCGUGGCGUCUGGAAGGAAUACAAUGACACCGUCCACGAACACCCAAUGGCACCUGUCAUAUAUUCGAUCGUAAAGGCGUUCCAGAAGCUGAACUCGAAUACCCUUGUUAUGCCUGCUAGCAUCGUCAAUUUGAGCGAAGUCGUUGCCCUCACGAGGCUUUCUCCUAAUCACCUCACCAUAUCUGCUAGAGUGUUGCAGGACAUGGCACAACCUGGAACAGCGGUCGCGAACGAGGAAUUGGAACAGGUUGUAAUGGAUGGAGUCAAUAGUUCUGGUAAGGGAAACCACAGGAACAACUGGGCUGACGCUCUCUCCGAAGCCAUACAAGCAGAUACGGAAACGCAACGCAAGCUAAAUGACGCACUGCAAAUUUUUGAUGACACUGGAACGGAAGACGAAAGCAUUUCUCUGCGAAAGGCUUCUCUGAUUGUCGGGAAGGAUCAGGAAACCCCAUCUGAAGAAUACAUGUACUGUAGAUACCGAAGACCAGAAACAAAUAGAUGCAUAAUGUGUAAGCAAAUGCGCGCCAUUUUCCCUCACAUGUCCCAUUUAGGAAGGGGCAGGCGAGGAGGGAGGCGAGUACGCCAGCCCCCGCCUCCAGAAGUGGGUUUCUCUUGUUGGGAUUUUAGUUGUGCUGGGAUUACUGAUGACGCCGUUGGGCUAGAGGGGGAACUGUCAUGA